Molecule: messenger RNA, 1797 nt
Organism: Neltuma alba
Lineage: Eukaryota; Viridiplantae; Streptophyta; Magnoliopsida; Fabales; Fabaceae
Product: probable serine/threonine-protein kinase PIX13
Exons: 7
Coding region: 131-1390 (419 amino acids)
Biological process (GO): protein phosphorylation
Molecular function (GO): ATP binding; protein kinase activity
Source: RefSeq, a predicted model, not a curated record
AAGGCAUUAUCUCACCCAUCUCUUGCAUUCCUAAGCCUUUUCUCCCUGGAAAAACCAGCUAAUUAAAGCGACCUUAUGUAUCCAUUUGUUUCAGCAGAGAGGAUCAGGAAGAGCAAGUAGAAAGAUCAAUAUGGGAAACUGUCUGGCCCGUCAAUCUGAUUCUCCAAAUUCUCAUCGCAACUCCAACAAUGGCUCCAACAACAAUCAUUUGGGGAGCAGCCAAUUGCCCAUUAGACGCAGUACCUCGAGACUCUUGCAGAGUACAAGCAAUUCCACCUUGCUAGGACGAAGCAGCACAUCUGCCGGAAAUAGCAGGCUAUUUGGACCAAGUAGCAGUAAGACAUACACAACCAGCAAUACUAAUACAUCUCUUCUAGGCUCUGAUAUCAGCCAAGCCUUAGAAUUAAGAGGUCAACAGGAGUUUCCCAAUGGGCAGAUCUUGGAUGUGGCAAACUUGAUGGAAUUUACUUUUGAGGAACUGAGGGAAGCAACUAAAAAUUUCAGAGUUGACUUUGUAAUAGGAGAGGGAGGCUUUGGCAGGGUGUACAAAGGUUUGUUUAAGGGGAGAGCACCAUCAAGAGCAACAAGAGGUGGGCGAUGGGUUGCCGCCAUCAAGAGAUUGAACCCUGAUGGCUUCCAAGGAUUUGCGGAAUGGCAGUCCGAGGUGAAUUUCUUAGGAAGGCUUUCUCAUCCUAACCUUGUCAAGUUGUUGGGAUUUGGAAGGGAAAAUGGAGAGCUAUUUCUGGUGUAUGAAUUCAUGCACAAAGGCACCUUGGCUAACCACCUUUUCGGAAGGGGUUCAAAUGUACGGCCACUUCCAUGGGACACAAGGUUAAAGAUUAUAAUUGGAGCAGCAAGGGGCCUAGAUUUCUUACACUCAUUAGAGAAUAGAAUCAUAUACAGAGAUUUCAAGCCAUCCAAUAUCUUACUUGACGAGAACUACAUUGCCAAGUUAUCAGACUUCGGUUUGGCCAAAGAGUUUCCUUCUGGUGAUAGAACUCAUGUGACAACAAGGAUUAUUGGAACUCAAGGUUAUGCUGCGCCUGAGUACGUCGCCACAGGUCACCUGUCUAUGAAAAGUGAUGUGUAUGGAUUUGGAAUUGUUUUGGUGGAGAUACUGACAGGCAAAUCAAUAAAUGAUUUACGGAAGCAUGGUCCAUCAUUGAUCGAUUGGCUCAAAUCUAAUUUGUUGAGUAGAGGGAAGAUGAUAAACGCAAUGGACAGUAGGUUGGAGGGGAGAUAUCCACCCAGGUUAGCGUUACAAGUAGCUCAGCUUGCUCUUAAAUGUGUCCAAACGGAGCAUAAAGUAAGGCCAUCAAUGAUGGAAGUCGUCGAGACAUUGAAAAAAGUAGAGGCAGCUCAACUCCAUGGUCGCCCAGAUGGAGGUUGAAUUGGCGAUUUGAUCUUGACACAAAACAAGCCCAGGUGUUAGACUACCCGAGGAAGAGUCUUUCCCGAGAGGUCUCUGCUCUGCUGAAAUAUGACUGAGCCUUGAAGUGGGCAUAGAUAAGAACCUGAUGAUGAGAUCAGUCAAAGGACAUGUUUGGAAAGGCCAUGAUUUCUGGGAGCGAGAAGACGACAGAUGGUGUGUACGCACUCCCUCAAGAUCACAGAGACUUGGCUCGAAUGCUGACACAAAAGCAAGUGCAGGUUCUUGGGUUAUAGAUUUCCUUGAAAUUCUCAAGCCUCUCUGGACCUCCAUUAUGAUACAAUUGUGAAGUCGUGCGGGGAAAAGGGCUUAAUUUUUUUUAAAAGUAUCCUGUGCAUUUGUAAGCUAUUUUAAUUAAAUUUUAGUAG